AUGCAGAGGGCUUUGGAGCGAGCUGUGGACCGCGCGGGCCGGGCCAUUGCGAGCGCCCAGCAGAGGCCUCCCAAGAGGAAAGCCUCCUCCGCUGAGGGCAAAUCCCUGCAGGAGAAGCUGUACGACAUCUACGUGGAGGAGUGCGGGAGGGAGCCCGAGGGCCCGGAGGAGCUGAUGCGCAACGUGCACUUGCUGGAGAAGCUGGUCAAGAGGGAGUCUCCGCCCAGUUUGCUGGUCAACCUGCUCCCGGGUGAGAAGGAGUACUCGCUGGUGCUCAGGGUCGAGACGGAAGCAUAUUUGGAGACCGUGCUGCUGCCUUACCAUGACAGCGACUUCCUUCAGUACCUGGAUGCAGAGCAGCUGUCCCCUGAUCUGGUGGACGUCCUGGAAAAGUCUCAGGUGAACAUCUUUCAGAGCGGGUGUGUCAUCACCGAGGUGCGGGACUACAGACGGUGUACGCACUCGGAUCGCAGUGCUUUCCGGAGCAGGCACGUUCUCUUACGCCCAACGAUGCAGACCUUAGCUUCCGACGUGCAGUCCAUAACCAGCGAUCCCCAGAUCUGGACCCAGGAAGACAAACUUUCGCUUGAGAGUCAGCUGAUCUUAGCUACCGCAGAGCCCCUGUGCCUCGACCCUUCUGUGUCAGUAGCGUGCGUUGAAAACCAGCUACUCUACAACAAGCAAAAGAUGAAUACUCCCCCAAUGAAAAGGAGCCUCCAGGAUUGCUCUGCAGCCUCCCUGGACCUGCAGCCGGAGGUGUCUCGCAGCCCACCCCCUCCUGAGCUAAGGGCAUGGGCUCCUGACCAGAAAAGCGAAGAAAGUCAAGCAGAUCAGCUGGAUGACUUUGACCUUUUCAAAGAAGGAAAUUUGGUAGGUAUGUGGGAACAGCUACCCCCUUCUGAUUUCGAUGUGGAAAAAUACGCUGCAGAAGAUUGGCCUUUCAAAUAUGAUGAUGCUCACUCAAUUGCCUGGCCAGACCUGGAGGCACAAAGUGAUUCUUUAUUUGGACGUGAAGCUGGCAAGCUUUCCCCGGCAACAAAGCCGAACGUCAUGCGGUCUCUGAACGAUCCAUUUAUCUCUGGGCAAAGGCCCUAUGAAAACGUCAGAUGUGGGAGAUGGAUUUCUCACCUCUCGUCCUUUAUAAAUGACCAUUCCUAUAGUCACAUGUCUGGGUCCGAGCCUGGUGCUGCCAAAGCAGCCAGACAGUCCAAGAGAUUGCUGAAGAAGAGGGACAAACGUCCAGUCAGGGUGGCACAGAGGUCCAGUGGCUUCACCCGUCUCAGCCAGCUUUGUCCGGGGAGAGCAGCAGAGCAGCCGCAGGCCGUGUCCACUCCGUCCGCAGCACCGGGCAAGGAAGGCCAGCACACACCUCCAGCCCUCAGUCCUCCCUGCAGCUCAGGGAAGAUCUCCUCGGGUAAGCCUCUGCCUUCACAGCAGCCCAUCAGGAUUCGAGCGCUUCCAUCUCCUGCCCCUGCUUGUCAGCCACCAAGUCUUCCCAAGAAAUCUUCUGCGCAAGGGAACAUACUUCCUGCAGCCACUGCGUCUUCUGCCAGAGCAUCCUGCAUAGCCCCGUUCAUCCAGGUCAAGCGCACCGCUGUUGACCCCAAGGUCGUUCAGCUGAUCGGCCCCGUCCACAUCGUCCAGACUGUGGUGAGAGAGUACAACCCCGCCCAGGCCUCUCCCUGCGGGGCCAAGGCUGCUUCAGGGGCGAAGCCCAGCAGCCUGCCCUCCGGAGGCCAGCUCCAGAACGCAGGGCCGGCCGUCCCCCAGGCUGCCUCCCAAGGCGGCGUGCAGUACGUGCUGGGAAACAUGUCCAGUCUCAGGCCCAGCCAGGUGCUCUGGGUCCCUGAGGGCUCGGACAUUUCCACCAUCCUGCAGCAGGCCCAGCAGCCGCAGCAGCUGCUCUGCCACUUGGUGGCACAGCCGCCAUCUGCACAGCCCCCCGCUUCUCGUCUUCGGCAGCCGGCGAGGCAGGUUUCCAGGGCGCAGGCUCCCAGCAGUCGACCCAAAGGCCUGUCCACCCAGCAGGCUGCUGCUGUCAUCAACCUCAACGGAGUAGGAGGUGUCCUGCAGCCCCAGCAAGCUCCGCUGUCCCAGCCUGGCUCCGGCCAGACAAGGCCUGGGCAGCGGCUGGUCCAGCUGCCGUCUGUCUUCCAGCAGCUGCCACAGUCCAAGCCGGUGCAGUGGCGGGUCGUGCCGCUCUCGGAGGCCGAGGGGAUGGCAUCCGUGCAACCAGUUCAGCCAGGUGGGGGCCAGCAGCCAGCCGGCCAGGCCAAGGGCAAAAAGAAAGGAGGCCUGCCCAGCACCCCCCGAUGCUGA
Messenger RNA from Pipistrellus nathusii (Nathusius's pipistrelle), 2319 nucleotides. The record is from the annotation of a GenBank genome assembly. NCBI's taxonomy places the organism in Eukaryota, Metazoa, Chordata, Mammalia, Chiroptera, Vespertilionidae.